Messenger RNA from Colossoma macropomum (tambaqui), 5109 nucleotides. RefSeq names its product AT-hook transcription factor (gene akna). Gene Ontology annotation, cellular component: centrosome. Gene Ontology annotation, biological process: epithelial to mesenchymal transition; neuroblast delamination; neuroblast division in subventricular zone. Lineage: Eukaryota; Metazoa; Chordata; Actinopteri; Characiformes; Serrasalmidae. The transcript has 24 exons. The coding region runs from base 530 to 4882 and encodes 1450 amino acids. The record is from RefSeq and is a predicted model, not a curated record.
GCUCGCUCUUCAACUGAAGUUUUGUUAGGAUCGCCUGUUGUUUUAUUUUGCUUCGUAUUUCAAGGCGCGAAGUUUAGUCUCUCACACACUGAACGAUAAAAGUACUGGGCCGCUGUGCUGCUUCACGGAUGUUGUCGAGAGUGGAGAAAAAAAACUGCUGACAAGAAAGUGAGAGAGAGAGAUUUGGCUUUGUGGGAGACGGAGCUCGACAGAGAAGAAAGGCGACUAAUGCCAGCUGCGGACUGAGGCGAGCAGGACCGAACUUGAAAAGAAAACCGAAAGUGGCUCCAGUUUCUGAGGGAAACAUGGACUGCUGCAUUCAAGAAGACGCAGUGGAUUUGUGUUUCAUCACCUUGGCUGCACCUGAGUAGACAUUAACCAGCCUGUUCUAAUGCUCAGAACCUGCUGCUGGUUUAUUAGCCAUGGCGGCAACGGAAGAUUCUGAGAUGACCGUUAGGAAAUGGACCAAAAACCUUCCAGUGUGAUUAGUCAAUGUGGUGUGAGAAGCUGAGGAAAAACAGGAGGGAGAAUGGAAAGGAGAAGGAACGGCACCCGAGCCGGAAUGCUCAUCUGGACUCCUACGCCGGGGUACUCCUCCUCACCUCCCAGUCCAGACGGUUCACGCCUCAGCUGGGACGAAGGCGGAGAAGAAGACUUUGAGAGCCAAAUGGAUGAGAAUGGCAUUAUUGGUCUAAGAGAGAGCUUCGGGGAGGUGGAUGAAGAAGAAGAAAUUGCAUUGGAGGAAGAAGAGGAUUUGUUAUUGGAUACAGGGACCCCAGAGCCUGAAGAAGGCCCACCUCCUGCACUGGAAGAACUUGGCUGCCACUUGAGUGAACUGUUGGACUCUGAGCCUUUCUCCCAGCGCACAGGAGAUGAUUGUCCCUCACCCUCAAACAAUGAUGGUGAUGACAGUGUUGCCUUGGAGGACUGGAGUGAUGAUGAGGAUGGACAGAAACUUGAUGAGGAAAGUCCAGAGAGUUUGAAGAUCCAUAGACCUCAAUCAGACUCAAGUCCAGUGAGAGAGAGAGUGAAGAGCAUGACUAAUGAUGAGACUGAGGAGGUUAAAGGUCACAGAGAACCAUCAUUUUCUGUCAGAGGGGAAAUGGACCUGCAGUAUAACUGCAUUGAGAGCCAUGGUUACAACAGUAAUGUAAGAAGCAAUAACAUUACAACCUCAAGAAGUGGCAGGAGCACCUCAGGAUUGCUAGCAGGCUCACAAAAUUGUUGCGAUGAGGAAUUUAUAUUGAAUGAGAGGCUCCAUGUCUCCUCCUCACCUCUUUCUUCCACAAACACUCCUUAUGCUCCUGUUCUUCCCUUCGUCCCUCAGCUCUCCUCAGAGGAGCAGGCGUGUAACUCUGGAAUUGAAGCAGCUGAGACAUCCCCAGAACUAGCACACGCAGAGAGCAUAGCUGAGUCUCACAGCACCCGAUUCAGCUGUUCUCCAAGAACUUUCCAGCCUGUCAGAUUUGAGGAGGUGAAGCCUCAACUUGGAAGAUCAAGCAGAAAGAAAGAAGAUGAAUUAGAGAGAAAGGUUGUUGGGCCUUUCCUUACACACCACCAGCCUCCUAUCCCCUCUCCCCGAAAAAUAAGCUCUGCACUUAAGGAGUCUCAGCAGUCUUCCAGCCCUGCGCAGCACACGGCUAAAGUACAAAGCUCUUCUUCAGACUCCUCUCCACUCAGCACACCUCAUCACAGGAGGCAUCGUGGACACAGACCCUCCAAACCCUCUCACACUGAGCUUAAGGAUGUUAGGAAGGGGCAGAUGAGUCAUCCAUUACCAGAUUUUUCCAAAGUAGAACCCAAGGUUCGUUUCCCUAAGAGCGGCUACAAGCCCCCCAGGAGCCGGAGGCCUCCUCGCAAGAGAGAUUCAAAGCCAGAAGCUCCCCUGGUGUACAGAUCCCCUGCUGACAUUGUGAGGGAGGUUCUGUUGAGCAGUACCGAAGGGCUGUCAGACACUGCAGCCCCUGGUGACCCCCAGGGAUCCCUGAACAGUACAGUGCCGGCUGAGUUCCGUUGCGCCCUGCAGGCCAGUACGCUGGUCCAGCAGCUUCAGGAGGACUAUAAUAGACUUCUAACCAAGUAUGCAGAGGCUGAGAAUACUAUUGACCGGCUACGCUUGGAAGCUAAGGUGGGCAUGUACUCUGACCCACCCAAGCCCAGUCAGCCCACUCUGCCAGGUGUUCUACAGGAGGGGUCAAAAGUCAUGAUGCUGAGUUUUCCCCAGGCUCAGAGGGUGGAGCUUAGUGCAAACAAUGUUCAUUCAACUCAAGAGAGAAUUGAUUCAGACCCCAUCUCUUCCAUGUCGCCUGUCUCUCUGGCUGCCAUACAGCUAACUGAGGCCCUUUCCAAUCAUGUACAGAGAUUUCAGCUACAGGUUGAGGAGUUUGAAGAGAUUCUAAAGAGUGGAAAACUUAGACCAUAUGAGCAAAGACAGGGGCUUUCUCAGCUAGCCCAGGGGCAGGAGUCCUUAGAGAGGGCUUACCUAGAUGCUCGUGACCAGUAUCAACAGCUGCAGAAGCAGACAGGAGUCAAGUCUGGACAUUUCGACCCUGACAGGGAACUUGAAGGUUUGAUUUUCAGCUCAGGGAUGCGAUUGGAAGAAAUGAAGGAGAGAAUAGAACAGUCUGAACAGAGCCGGCACAUGUCAGACCCUGGCCCAAACCUACCUCCUCACACCACCCAACUCUCUGUGUCUCUGAAUGACACAGAGCCUCAACCUGAGAGCCCAGUCUCUUCAGUCAAUGCAGAGGGCAUGGUUGGGCUGGAGGUGAGUUCUGUCAGUGAAGACAGUGCUGGAGACAGAGAGGAGGACGAGGAGGAGAUACUUCCAUCUCUUCUCAAUCCCCUGCAACAGAAACACCAGCGUGUGGAGAAGGACUUCAGUAGCCUCAUGGACCACUUCCAGAACUUCAGGGAACUGCCCAAGCUGCUGGACAGAGGGCCGUGUGAGGACACUCAAGACUCUCUGGAGUUUAGGGAUUCCCCUCCUCAGCCAGCAAGGAAUGAUAGGAUAGAAGAUGGGCAGCAGUGGAGGACUAAAGAUGAAGGAGACUCAAGCAAAUCAGUCCAGCCGUCCCCAACAGCAGACUUCCUCUCCUGCCCUUCUAGUCAUUCACAUGGGUGUAACUCUAUGGAAACUCUCCCAGCAGCCCCUCUCCCAGCCACAAUAUUACUAGGACAACAGGACAGUGAGAUGAGACCUGCAAGUAGCAGGAAGCCUCAUAGCAGCCUAGGAGAGAGUGCAAACUUGGAGGAAAGGGCCUCUAAAGAGCGUGAUGGGGUCCUGAGAGCAGCCCCUCAGGAUGGGGUCAUAACUCCUGAGACAGACAGUGGCUUUGUGGGUUCAGAGAGUAGUCGACUCACUCCUGCAGCACAUAGUCCUGUCCAGCAGAGGGCAGCACUGAGGGUGACCAGGCCAUCUGUCACACAAGAGAAGAGCAGAAUAAAACCUGAGACAGUGUCUGUCAGUGGGCAGCUUCCUCGCUCCCUGGCACACAUACAGGCCUCUCCUGGUCACUCUGGACGAGGCCCAGGCUCCACAGGGAGAAGAGGAGAGACAGAGAGACAGACCCUGCCUAGCCCUUCCACCUCCAGUUCUCCUCUGCGGUGGCCUAGUGGCCACCUCCAGCCCUGGCCUAGUAGUGCCCAGUCCUUAUCAGGAGAGGAAGUACGACAGGGUGACCAGUACACACCACCAGCCAGUCAGAAUGGCUGUUAUCUCAGAAGCCCCUCCCCCGCUAUGCUCUAUCACCAUGGUGACCACCUCAAAGCCCAAAGUUCUGUCCAGCUGACAAAUCGCCAUGAGGCCCUCCAAUCUCUGCAGGAGGAGGUGGACAGACUCAGGGAGCGCUUAGAGGGAAGUCUUAGGAUGACCAGUCCAACCAGUCCAGUGAGAGCACCCCCUUCUAUCUUGGUGGACUGUAGAAACCAUAGACCUUCUCACACAUCCACACCUCUGCAGCCUACUGCCAGGUCUUUGGAGCAAAGAGCAGCCAGCAAAAGAGGACCAAGAGAGAACAGGAGGAGUGAAGAGGAACAGGAGGAGGAAGAGAGAAGGAGAACACCAAAGCAUAUACCAAGGAGGAGAUCAGCAUCUCUGCCCCGUUUCAGACCAGAGCUACAUAUCACCACUGAUUCAGACCUUGCUGAAUCUGAACCCAAGCCACGGACAUCAAGGCAUAUCCUAGCAUCUCCUGCAGCGGCGCAUGCAUCCCGGAGAGCUAGAACUGAGAUUCGGCGAAGUACAGAGCCCCACACAAGUAGCCAGCAGCGUAGCAUUUCCGCUGACAGCUCAGAAGAGGGUGAUGAUGAGGCUGAAGGCAGCAGAGGGCCGGCCCUCUUGUGUGUGUGCUGUAUGGCAAGACAUGGCAGUAGAGUCUCUGCACCAGCUCCAGCAAGGAAUGUUAGCUCACCCAGUCGGACUCAUCAUUACUCUAGACACUGCCCACAGUGUGGAGCAAGAGUCUCUCUACCUGAACACCAAAACUCUGCUCAGAGGGAAAAGUCAGUGAGCUCCAGACACAGGGAUAAAGGGGGUGUAUACUUGGCAGCAGCUCUGCCCCCUCCGGUGAUGGGCAGUGUGCAUGUGGUCCAGUGUGUGCCAGUCUGUCCCUCAGUUCUGUACUACUCCAGCCCCGUGGCGCCCUCCUCUUACCCAAAGCCCCUUUACCUCUCACGCAGUGAAGAUAGAGGCUACAGAUCAGGGGUCAGAGGUCAUCACAGACGCUCACACUCUGUGGACACGCAGCAUCCUCUCAAAAGUUCUCUGAGUCGCGCCGUCGCUGCUGCCAGCAGCAUGCACGAUGUUUCGCGACGCAUGGCGCGUUCUCUUGCCUCGGGACUGCAGCACACGAGCCCUAUUGCACAGUCCUGCACCUACUAACACUGCAGCACAGCUCAGUGAACCACUCUGCAGCACUGCUGUCCCCUACUGAGUGUCCUACAGAGGAGUUCACCUUCACUAAACUUCCCUUUGACAUGUGCUGAGUAACUCAUUUGUAUAUGGUAAUAAGAGAUUGGUACUGGACGUCCUGUAGAGAUACACCUUCAUCUAAACCAUAGCAGCUGUGCUGUGAUAAGGUCCAGUAAGAACCUACUGCACUGUGAGAA